Messenger RNA from Closterium sp. NIES-65, 1503 nucleotides. NCBI's taxonomy places the organism in Eukaryota, Viridiplantae, Streptophyta, Zygnematophyceae, Desmidiales, Closteriaceae. The record is from the annotation of a GenBank genome assembly.
AUGCCGUGCGCGCCAGCCGCGAGCGCCCAGCUUGAUCGUCUGGAGGCGGACGCUGCAGCGCCGGAAGCGGCAUUUCGCGGAGAAGGAGCGCCGAAUGCCGGGGGAACUGGCGGAGCGGCGAGCUCAGAGCAGAUUUGCUCCUCGCUGAGCCACGCGGGACGCGAUACGGAAGAGGCUCGACGGCUUGCAGCGCAGGCCGAAGAGAACGCACGGUUGAAGAAACGCCAGGAGUCGGGGGUUGGAGGGGUCACGGUCGUGGGCUUUGAGGAGUUUGCGUCCGCGCUUGCUAAUGCGGUUCGGAUGUUGGAGAAGGAGGCGAGGGCGAUCGCGCAGGAAAGAGCGGCCUUUGUCGAUACGCGUAACCAGGAGGCGUUGGUGCUGGGGCGAGUGGACGCGAGGCUGGGACAGCUGCAGGGCGUGGUGACAGACUCCAGGGAAGCCGCUCAGAAGAAGCUGACGGACGAGGUUGCGCGGAAGAUCGACAACAUGUCAACCGCGGUCUCCGCGAUAGCAGAGUGGGCAAUCACCACCAGCGGGGUCACGAACGCGCUGCACACCCUCAUCGGCAACCGCGACAGUGACAAGUACUGUGGCAAGGGUAAGGCGGAGGAUGGAGAGGCGCCGGCUGCUGCGGGUUCGCUAGCCUCGAGGCGAGAGGUCCAGUCCGCAGCGGUUGCUGCGGCAGAGGGCAAGCAGACCACGCUCGCACCCGCUCGUGCUGCAAUCACCGCGGGAAAUCUGCACAGCGCACUGGCAUCUGCAAGUCCUAUCGCGGCCUCGGUCGAGGUCAAGGCGGAGAAACGCGGAUGGGGUGGCAAGAAGUUGCCCCCUCCACCCGUGUACACGAUCGACGAGGACGAUGCGGAUGAGGAGCUGGAGGGUCUCGUGAGCAGGUGGGUCGAGGCGGGCGACGGAGGAGAGCAGGGUGGGGAGGCCGCGGUCGAUGUUUAUAGCGGCGGGGAGAGCGCGGACGAGCAAGACGGAGACCCCGUGAUCGUGGAAGGUGGCACAACGGGAGGACAUGGUGACACCGGCCCCAAGCGCAAGGGCUGCGGCAUCCGCGCUCCACCCAGGGGCGGGCCCGGAUUGGUUUGUGAACCCCAUUUGGGGGGGAAGAAGCGAUGGCUCGGACACGGCGACCGCGAAGACCUGCAGUACAAGACCGCGAUCGCGAUGUAUCCCUACGACGGGAAGGUCGACCCCGGGCUGAACCUGAGCCAGCAGCAGAUCCGAGAAUGGGCCGCGGACCUGUCCAUCGCCGAGGGGUUACAUACGGGCCUCUUAAUUAUCAUGCACUACCGCAACCUCGUGGCAAGCAAGGACAGGUGGCAACGCAUGUUCGAUUCCUAUCGCGGGCUAACCAAACCCGGAAUGCACACCACCAACGUGAUUGCAUGGGCCGCGGUGGUAGGCAAUGAGGUUGCAGCAGAAGAAGCGGAUCUCGGCGACGUGGAGCCGAUGGACUACGCGGGAGCAAUCGCAUGCGCCAUUGCAAUGGUGUGA